AUCAUAAGACUAUUUCAAAUACUAACAAUGGCAACGGCACAGGGUCAGGACAUCAUAGAAUGUUCAUUAUGUCAAGAGCCAGUGGAAUUUUAUUGUAAUCACUGUCACACAGAGUUAUGUAGUAACUGUGUUCUGAUUCACAUGAAAGACAAAACGAAAAAACACCAAGUAGUUGAAUUUAGCAACAAAAAGUGCUCACUUGUCUUCCUUGAAUGCAGUUCCCAUGAAAACAAGUGCGAAACGUAUUGCUGUGAUUGUGAGAUUCCAACUUGUAUAAAAUGCGUAACAGAUUCGCAUAAAGGUCACGUCUUUUCAGAUCUCGAAAAUUUUAUUGAAGAUCGAAAGAAACAGAUCUCUUCAGAUAUAGAGGAACAGAAAUCCAUUUGUGAGAGGUACCAGACCUUGAAAGAAGCUAUAGUUCCACACGAAAAUGAGUUUGAUACAGCAAUUAAAAAGAUAUCUCAGAGAGAAGAGGAAGUGGUCAGAACUGUCCGUGAAGCUGCAGCAAAAAUGAAGUCAGAUGUGGAAGAAAGGAAAACAAAGGUUAUGUCACGGAAUAAAGAAAAUAUGAAAAGAAUCUUAGAUUCAGAGCAUCAACUACAGCAAGCCAUCAAAAAGUGUGAAGAAACUUUGCAGUCAAGGUUCGCAAUUGAUCUUAUAAAUUACUGCUCAAUAAGUAAAAAGAAUCAAGAAGAUCCAUGUUUCUCUGAAAAUGUAAGCCCUGUAUUUUUGUCCGGAAUUUCUGACAAAGAACAAAUAUUGGAAAUGAUUGGCUCUGUGUCUUACAAAGAUGAUGCAAACAAGAGCAUAAAAAUGCAUCAUGUAUCAUCUGAUAUCCCUUCAGCAAUACUGAAAACAAUUCAAUCACCUUACCUUCCACUUUGGAGAUUACAAUCGGGAAUCAAUGGCAAGAUAUGGACGAGUGGCGAUGAUCACACAAUCAAAGAACUAGACAAAAAUGGAAAAAUUCUAAACACUAUACAAAAUGCUCAAAAACCUGGAAUCUUUUCCAUCAAUACAAAUGGAGAUUUAUUGUUUCCGGCAGAUCAUCCAUCGGGAACAAUUUUUCUUUUUACUGAGGGCAGAUUUAAGCGUUAUUUUUCUCUUCGAGAUUGGUUUGCAAUGGGAAUUUGUUUUUCUUUCCACGAAACUGUGUUAGUGAGCAUGCGUUCUGCAGGUGAAAAGCAGAGCAGAGUGACAAGGUUCUCAAACCAAGCAGAGAUAGAACGAAUCCAAUAUGAUGCUCAGGGAAUUCCUUUGUUUUCUACGAACAACAUGAACGUUCUUCCUUUGACAGAAAACGGAAAUGGAGAUAUUUGUGUGGCUGAUUUCGCUGGAGAGAUAGUUGUUGUUGUUGACGCGUAUGGGAAACUCAGAUUUAAAUAUGACGGUAAUAUUAUCAACCAAUCAAAGUACAAAAAAUUUUCCCCAUUACACAUUGCAACUGAUGUCAACCAACAAAUUCUGAUCUGUGACUAUUUGAAUGACAUUGUUCAUGUCAUUGACAAAAAUGGUAACUUUGUCCGUUAUAUAGAAUAUUCUUGCAAAGGCGGACUCAGUGUUGAUUGUGACCACAAUCUAGUCAUAGGAAAUGAAGAAAACGGUCUUAUUAGUAUAAUUAAAUGCUAAAAAAAAAUAAGGUAAACAGAAAGCAAAAAAUGCCUCUGGUAAUUGCGAUCAUUCUUUAUCUAAAUAAAAAUGUAAUAAGCAAUUUAUUAAUCAAGGGCGAAUCAGGAAUUCAAAUUGGAUGAAACAUAAUGUAAAAAAGGAGAAAAGGGAAACGCUUGCCCCUAUGUACAGUCA
Messenger RNA from Saccostrea cuccullata (small rock oyster), 1803 nucleotides. RefSeq lists its product as uncharacterized. The coding region runs from base 28 to 1629 and encodes 533 amino acids. Gene Ontology annotation, molecular function: zinc ion binding. NCBI's taxonomy places the organism in Eukaryota, Metazoa, Mollusca, Bivalvia, Ostreida, Ostreidae. The record is from RefSeq and is a predicted model, not a curated record. The transcript has 2 exons.